AUGGAUUGGAGAGCGCUCGCAAAGCAAAAGCGCGAAUCAACCAUCGCCCAGAUUCCUAAAGAAUGGGUGCUCCCCACCAUUCCCCCCCCCGCAGAACAACGGGAUAUAUCUGGCGUGUGGAUGCACCAAUAUCUGACACCGGAAGAAAUCGAAAUCACCUCGAGCGAUGCCGAGAAGGUCGUGGAAUUGGCGUCUGCGGGACGGUGGAAGGCGGUCGAUAUCGCAAGCGCGUUCUGUCAUCGAGCCGCGAUUGCGCAUCAAGUGCUUAACUGCCUCCAUGAGUUCUUCCCCCAGCAAGCCCUCGAGGCGGCUCGCGCCCUCGAUGAGCAUCUUACCUCGACCGGGAAACCAAAGGGAGUCUUACAUGGUCUACCAGUCAGUCUCAAGGACCAAUUCCACGUUAAAGGGGUUGAGACGACGAUGGGAUAUCUCGGCUGGAUCGGGACGUUCGAAGGGAAGAAAGGCACGGGAAAAGAGCGCGUGCACGAAAGCCUCAUGGUGAAAGAUCUGAAGGAUCUAGGCGCGGUCUUGUACUGCAAGACUGCGGUUCCUUCUACUCUUAUGUCUGGCGAGACCGUCAAUAACAUUAUCGAUUACUGCUGGAACUCGGCGAACCGAAACCUGAGUUCUGGCGGUAGCUCAGGGGGUGAAGGCGCGCUCAUCGGCGCGGGUGGGAGCGUCGUUGGGUUCGGCACUGAUAUCGGCGGCAGUAUCCGAAUCCCGGCGGCGUUCAAUGGCCUAUAUGGGUUGCGGCCGAGCUCGGGGAGACUUCCCUAUGAAGGGAUGGCGAACAGCAUGGAUGGGCAGAACAGCAUCCUGAGCGUGGUUGGCCCGCUGUCUUCAACCCCUGGAGGCUUGAAAUUGGUGACAAAGGCGUUGUUGGGGAUGCAGCCGUGGAGUUACGAUCCCAUGGUUGUGGAACUGCCGUGGAGAGAGGAAGUGGGAGAGCAAGUGUCUCGACGCGCCACAGAGGAUGGGGGUCUCACCUUCGCGAUUUUUUGGGACGAUGGAGAAAUCAGACCUUACCCAUCAGUGCGUAGGGCUCUUGAGAAGGUGAAAGCGGAGAUUGAAAAGAAGGGCCAUCAAGUCAUUGAAUGGAGUCCACCCAAAUCUAUCGGGGCGAUAAGUGACAUAGCGAUGGGAGUAUUCAUGUCAGAUGGCGGAGUGGAUGCCUACAAUGCUUUCGCACUGGCCCACGAGGAACCGGCCCCCCAACUUGCCCCAAUCGUCCCAACCACCCCCCGAACGCAGGCGACCGCCUCCGAGGUUGCAGCUAUGAACGUCACAAUUCGGGAGUUGCGCAAGGAGCUCAUGGAUUACUGGAACAGCACCGUGUCGCUCACGAAGAACGGACGGCCCAUCGACGCCAUCAUCAGUCCCGUGUCUCCGUAUCCUGCGGCGCGGAGAGAGAUGUACACGCAUUACGCGUACACGUCGUGGGUCAACGCCCUGGAUUGGACCACCGUCGUCAUCCCGGUGCUGAGAACAGAUAAGGCGGUGGAUGUGGUCGAUCCUUCAUUCACUCCGCGCAGCGAGGCGGAGAAGUUGGAAUUCGAAAAUUACGACCUGGAUAUGUAUGACGGGGCGAAGGUUGGGGUUCAGUUGGUUGGACGCCGUCUGCAGGAGGAGAAGAUGAUCGAAAUCGCAGCGCAGGUGUCGCGUUGGGUGAAGUCGGCCUCGGAAUGA
Molecule: messenger RNA, 1686 nt
Organism: Eremomyces bilateralis CBS 781.70
Lineage: Eukaryota; Fungi; Ascomycota; Dothideomycetes; Eremomycetales; Eremomycetaceae
Product: amidase
Exons: 5
Coding region: 1-1686 (561 amino acids)
Source: RefSeq, a predicted model, not a curated record